AUGAAGUAUAUAACAAUUCGGAAAACGAAAGGCAAUGCGGGUGAAGUUUACUACCCCUUGGAGCUCUGUGAUGCUACGAUACCCACACCCCAACGAGGUGAAGUGCUGGUGAGGAUCUUUGCUGCAGCGCUGAACCACCGAGAUGUUUUCAUACGCCGAAACAUGUAUCCAGGAACGACAUUUGGAGUACCACUGCUUGCCGAUGGUGCAGGCAUCGUAACGGAAGUCGGGGAAGGCGUCGAUUCAAGCUGGUUACAGAAACAUGUUAUCCUGAAUCCGGGUCUUGGGUGGAUCACCAGUCCGUCAGGCCCUGAAGUCUCUGACGGUUGGUACUCGUUGCUGGGAGGGACAAAGUACUACAAGAAGGGGACGCUGGCAGAGUAUCUGACCAUCAGGGAUGACCAACUUGAAGUGAUACCGCAACACCUAAGCGCUGCCGAGGCAGCGGCACUGCCUGUCACUGGUCUAACAGCAUGGAGAGCGCUCGUCAGCAAGGCCGGCGAAAACAACUCACGCAAUGGCGCCAAUGUACUGAUUACGGGAAUUGGUGGCGGCGUAGCCCUGAUGGCACUUAUGUUUGCCGUGGCACGGGGCUGUAAUGUAUGGGUGACGAGCUCUCAUGGGCAUAAAAUCGAGGAGGCCAAGAGACUAGGAGCGCGUGGUGGCAUGAAUUACAAGGAAAAAGACUGGGAAAGCAAACUUGUCCGCGCACUGCCUCAAGAGCGGCCAAAGUUUGACGCAAUUAUUGACGGAGCCGGCGGCAAUAUAGUCGAGAAAUCUGUCACGCUACUCAAGGCUGGCGGCCAGCUUGUCAUUUACGGUAUGACACAAGCGCCGCGAAUGGAUUUCACUAUGAAGGCAGUGUUAAAGAAUAUCGAGGUAAAAGGGUCAACUAUGGGCUCAAGGGAGGAGUUUCGUGAUAUGGUAAAGUUUGUUAGCACCGAAGGCCUCCGUCCUAUAGUAUCCAAGGUCGUUGGAGACAUCGAGAACCUGGCGGAGAUUGAGGGAUUAUUCGAGGAUAUGAAGUCUGGGAAUCAGUUUGGCAAGCUAGUCAUCACUGUUCAACGACGGAUAUCAUCACAAGAUAUUGGCAAUAGCAAAUUAUAA
Pestalotiopsis fici W106-1 is the source of this 1107-nucleotide messenger RNA. RefSeq lists its product as uncharacterized. Bases 1 to 1107 code for a protein of 368 amino acids. Gene Ontology annotation, molecular function: oxidoreductase activity. NCBI's taxonomy places the organism in Eukaryota, Fungi, Ascomycota, Sordariomycetes, Amphisphaeriales, Sporocadaceae. The transcript has 2 exons. The record is from RefSeq and is a predicted model, not a curated record.